AUGAUAUAAUAGAUUAAAUAUUACAAAGAAUUAGAAGAAUUUUUAAGCUCUUCACUUUUAUCUCAUUAGGUUCUCCAUAUUGAUCUGACUAGCAAUAAUAUUUGCCCAAAGGGUGCAUCAGGUUUAGGUUCUGGUUUAGCAAAUUGCAUUAAUCUUUCAAAUUUGACACUUGGCCUUGGUUGGAAUUAAAUUGGCGAUGAAGGUGCAUCAGGCUUAGGUUAUGGCUUAGCAAAUUGUAUUAAUCUCUCAAAUUUGACACUUGAUCUUUAUAGGAAUAAUAUUGGUGCAAUGGGUGCUUCAGGCUUAGGUUCUGGUUUAGCAAUUUGCAUUAAUCUCUCAAAUUUGGCACUUGAUCUUUAUGGCAAUAAAAUUGGUGCAAUGAGUGCAUCAGGCUUAGGUUCUGGUUUAGCAAAUUGCAUUAAUCUCUCAAAUUUGAAACUUGACCUUACUUCUAACGAAAUGAAUGAAUCAUAAAAAUUCAAAGUAAUAAGCAAGUGUCUUAAAUCAAAAAGAUUAGUUGUCUUUGAAAAAAAAUUCUAAUGA
Messenger RNA from Tetrahymena thermophila SB210, 543 nucleotides. RefSeq lists its product as hypothetical. Lineage: Eukaryota; Ciliophora; Oligohymenophorea; Hymenostomatida; Tetrahymenidae. The transcript is spliced from 7 exons. Gene Ontology annotation, molecular function: protein binding. The record is from RefSeq and is a predicted model, not a curated record.